UGCUCAUCAUGCCUGACGCACCCUCCGUCAAAGCGCCCAAGAAAGGCUCAAAGAAAGCCGUUUCCAAGACCGCCAGCAAGACCGGCAAGAAGAGGAGAAAGUCCAGGAAGGAGAGCUACGCCAUCUACGUGUACAAGGUGAUGAAGCAGGUCCACCCCGACACCGGCAUCUCCUCCAAGGCUAUGGGCAUCAUGAACUGCUUUGUGAGCGACAUCUUUGAGCGCAUCGCCGGUGAGGCCUCUCGUCUGGCUCACUACAACAAGCGCUCCACCAUCACCUCCAGGGAGAUUCAGACCGCUGUCCGCCUGCUGCUGCCCGGAGAGCUGGCUAAACACGCUGUCUCUGAGGGCACCAAGGCUGUGACCAAGUACACCAGCUCCAAGUAAACUCUGCUGCUGAUAUACCAACAACACAAAGGCUCUUUUAAGAGCCACCCACUUCAUCUGAAGCCCUAUUCCAAACAUUGCAUCUAUAUGGAAUCAUAUUCCUGCCCCUAUGAUUAAACACACUUCACUUUGUUUGAAGACUGUUUUACAAAAGGCUUUGGUGAAUGACUUGAUUCAACCCCUUUAUACUAGCUCAGCAUUGUAGUAGUCCUUAUGUAUGUUUAUCAUAUAAUUUUUUUUAUAUAUUGCCUUUGUUCUCAUUUUGUAGUGGUGGCCAUGAAAGCAAAUGUAUUUAUUCAAUGUGUGAUGACACUUAAAAGUAGUAAAGCAAUUGUCUAGUUCUAAUCUCCCCAUGUCAAGCAAUGCAAUCUGACACAAUUUAUGCUUCUGUGUUAAGUGUGGAUUAAUUCAUUGGAGUUAUCAUUUUUUCCCCCUGUAUCUGAAUUGUACAGUGUUAGGCUUUUCUCUGACUGUCUUCAUUUCCAACAUCUAAAGACUGUAAUUAGAAAAUGUAAUUUCUCUAAGCUAAAUGGAAGAAUCGGAGGAUGAAACCCUCUAUUAGCAGCAGAGCACACAGUGAACUGUCUUCUGCAUUUAACCCAGCCUGUUAUAGGAGCAAUGGGCAGCUAUUGUCCAGUGCCCGGGUAGUAUAGUGCAGCGCCCAAUAGUAGUUCUAAAGAAUUUACUUUUAGUCUGUAAAUAAAUGUCAAAAAUGUAUCUGAGGUAAUAUGUGGGAUAUUUUUGUAUGGGACAUGUUAUAUAAUUCAUUAAUCAAGACAUUGAGAAAUAAUGGUUUAAACCAAGGAAUAUAAAUUAUGAAAGAUGGAGACAGACAAGGGAUAGCAUGAUUAGGACAUUAUUAAAAAUAUCAAAAUAACUUGUUAGGGAUUGGAGAAAGUAAAGAUCAAGAAAAAGAGAGUGUAUGGUCAAUACAUUAUUAAAAUUGACCUAGGUCAAAAUGUCAAAACAACUUGUAUAUUGGAGACAGUUAAGAUCAAAAGAGAGUGUCCUGGUACCUGACAUAAUUCCAUACUGCACUAAUCCGAUUGUUACUGGGUUGAAAGAGAGGCAGACUACACACACUCACACACAUUCAGACAGACAUACAUGAAAGCAAAACAUCUGAUAAAUGUCUAUAAAUAUGAACUUGAAUAUUGUGAAAACAGUCGAGUCCAAUGGACCUGACUAGUGUGUGCUGUACUUUGUUGAAUUUUCAGUAAACUCUAUUCUAUUGGAA
This is a messenger RNA of Eleginops maclovinus (Patagonian blennie), 1623 nucleotides long. RefSeq names its product histone H2B 1.2-like. The transcript has a single exon. The record is from RefSeq and is a predicted model, not a curated record. Lineage: Eukaryota; Metazoa; Chordata; Actinopteri; Perciformes; Eleginopidae. Gene Ontology annotation, cellular component: nucleosome. Gene Ontology annotation, molecular function: DNA binding; protein heterodimerization activity; structural constituent of chromatin. The coding region runs from base 9 to 386 and encodes 125 amino acids.